AUGUCAGCACAGAUCAACCCAGACGACGCUCUCUACGUCGACAUGUUCAUCGCCAAGAACGCCCAGACAAUGAACUUUAUCCGCUCCUCCUACUCGGCCGUCCUUGGCCUGGCCGCAGGAACCCUGGGACUCACCAACCUCUCGGGCUUUAUCUUCUACUUGCUCGGAUCCACCUUCCUCUCCGUAUUGAUCUUUGUCCUCAAAACCAAGGGCCAGUCCGGGCUUUACUUCCGUAAAUCUCUCGAUGUCUUUACCGAGGGCGUCACUGGCGGCCUCUUCAGUUAUAUCCUCUUCUGGACCUUGCUCUACGGAAUCAUUCACGUCUACGAUUAA
Molecule: messenger RNA, 333 nt
Organism: Linnemannia hyalina
Lineage: Eukaryota; Fungi; Mortierellomycota; Mortierellomycetes; Mortierellales; Mortierellaceae
Source: the annotation of a GenBank genome assembly